Messenger RNA from Arvicola amphibius (Eurasian water vole), 1083 nucleotides. It is a transcript of the gene Kcnj13, whose product is annotated as potassium inwardly rectifying channel subfamily J member 13. NCBI's taxonomy places the organism in Eukaryota, Metazoa, Chordata, Mammalia, Rodentia, Cricetidae. The transcript is spliced from 2 exons. Bases 1 to 1083 code for a protein of 360 amino acids. The record is from RefSeq and is a predicted model, not a curated record. Gene Ontology annotation, cellular component: plasma membrane. Gene Ontology annotation, biological process: regulation of monoatomic ion transmembrane transport; potassium ion import across plasma membrane. Gene Ontology annotation, molecular function: inward rectifier potassium channel activity.
AUGGACAGCAGUAAUUGUAAAGUUAACGCUCCUCUUCUAAGUCAAAGAUACCGGAGGAUGGUCACAAAAGAUGGCCACAGCACACUUCAACUGGAUGGUGCUCAAAGAGGUCUUGCUUAUCUUCGGGAUGCAUGGGGAAUCCUAAUGGACAUGCGCUGGCGCUGGAUGAUGCUGGUCUUUUCUGCUUCUUUUGUUGUCCACUGGCUUGUCUUUGCAGUACUCUGGUAUGUUCUAGCUGAGAUGAAUGGUGAUCUGGAAAUAGAUCACGACGACCCACCUGAAAACCACACUAUCUGUGUGAAGUACAUCACCAGUUUCACAGCUGCAUUCUCCUUCUCCCUGGAGACGCAACUUACAAUUGGUUAUGGUACCAUGUUCCCCAGUGGUGACUGUCCAAGUGCAAUCGCCUUACUUGCCAUACAAAUGCUCCUAGGCCUCAUGCUAGAGGCUUUUAUCACAGGUGCCUUUGUGGCGAAGAUUGCACGGCCAAAAAACAGAGCUUUCUCAAUUCGCUUCACUGACUUAGCAGUAGUAGCUCACAAAGAUGGCAAACCUAAUCUUAUCUUCCAAGUGGCCAACACCCGGCCCAGCCCUUUGACCAGUGUUCGGGUCUCAGCUGUACUAUACCAGGAAAGAGGAAAUGGUGAACUCUACCAGACCAGUGUGGAUUUCCACCUUGAUGGCAUCAGUUCUGAGGAAUGUCCAUUCUUCAUCUUCCCACUAACCUACUACCAUACCAUCACACCAGCAAGUCCUCUAGGUACCCUGCUCCAGCAUGAGAACCCUCCACACUUUGAAUUAGUUGUGUUCCUCUCAGCAAUGCAAGAAGGCACUGGGGAAAUCUGCCAAAGAAGGACAUCCUACCUACCCUCUGAGAUCAUGUUACAUCACCAUUUUGCAGCUCUGAUAACUCGAGGUUCCAAAGGUGAGUAUCAAGUCAAGAUGGAGAAUUUUGACAAGACUGUUCCUGAACAUCCAACUCCUGUGGUCUCUAAGAGUCUGCACAGGACUGACCUAGAUAUUCAUAUCAAUGGACAAAGCAUUGACAAUUUUCAAAUCUCUGAAACAGGGCUGACAGAGUAA